Messenger RNA from Frieseomelitta varia, 2011 nucleotides. RefSeq lists its product as uncharacterized. Gene Ontology annotation, molecular function: protein binding. Lineage: Eukaryota; Metazoa; Arthropoda; Insecta; Hymenoptera; Apidae. The transcript has 4 exons. The record is from RefSeq and is a predicted model, not a curated record. Bases 296 to 1645 code for a protein of 449 amino acids.
AAUUAUCGAAAGAAGAACUCGAUUGAAAACGAGAUCUACUUAUCGCUUGUUUUGUUUCGCCUUAUCUGACAUUUUUAAUUUUAUUAAAUUUUUACCCAGAGGCAAAUGAUUUAAUUGGCAAAAAAAAAACAAAGAGUAAUGCUGUAACGUAAAAUCUACAUGAUAAAUAAUUCCACAGAUCAUUAACGACGUGAAAGAAUAAAAUAAAAAAAGCCAGGAAGAAAAGAGCAGCAUUAAUAUCGAAGGAAAAUUUCUUUUACACUCUGUAUUCUAUAUGACUAGUCUCUCAUUUUAAAUGAACGUGAACAAGCGACCAAAAAUACCAAUUACGAGAUGCGAUCAGUACCAGGAACUGGAAAAGGAUCCAGAAAAAACCCUAUUAACAGAGCGGAGUUGCCAUGGCUAUGCAUUGGACACGCUUCCGCCGGAAGUUCUGGAAAUGAUUUUUCGGUUGCUGCCUCUUCAUGAUGUUGCUACGUCCGUGCGUUUGGUUUCUAGACAUUGCUCAAUGGUGGCAGCGGCAGUUUUAAACGGCGCCUUCCUGACGGCUUACACGAAGCUGGAGAGCAUAACAAAGCGCAACGAGAGCGUCAUGAAAUCUGCAAAAACAGACACCGAAUUAUUGGCCUGUAGCAAAGCUUUGAACGCUCUGGAAUUGAUCAAAGCACAGUACAAAAUGCUACGAGCCGUGACUUGGAGGUACACGCAUCCUCCGACAAAGCAGCAAAAGUUUCCAAGACUUUGUUUCUACGCCGGUAGUCUGCUCGACAAUCUGAACGAGCUUCUCAGUCGUAUAUCCAAGUAUCAUCCGUCCAUCGUCGGUCCUCGUGCACCAGAAUCGAGUAUCUCACCCUUUAUAGCCAUCUGCAAACGAUUCAUGAACUUUUUCGAAAAGAUCUCCGAGCGCAGGGUGAACAGCAGAUCGGCCCUGAUUUCCGGAUGCAAGAUCGUAGACGUCCUAGACUGUCUCGUAGAAGGUCGACAGGUACUCUUUUUCAAAGUCUCGACUAACAAACGAAACACCGGAAGAGUCGUCAGCAUGAAGUUAAGAUACACGAUGAAACGCGCCUGGUUCACUUGCCUGGACGUUUUCAGAAAAAUCGAAGAAAAUUCUUGGAGAGACGAACAACGCUUCAUGUACCUUCGAUUACGACGUCUAGUGGGCAGCGUGAACGAACAUCUCUUCGAAAAUUUGCAUUACGAACACCAACUGCUGUUACAGAUUCCUUUGACACUUCCAUUGAGACCACCACCAGCUUCCACUUACUCGGGAUACGGAGAGUAUGGUGGACGAUUCUUUUAUUACGGGAAUAUGAAUAAAUACGCGUACGAGACUAAGUUCGUGCACACGGUAAACACAGCAAACUUGACGGUUGAAACUGAACAACAGGUGCAGAGGCCGCCGUCUUUCGAUCUGGUGAUCGAGAUCGAGCUGAAAUGCACGCCGGACUUGGCACCACUUGCUGCUAGAUCGAUACUGAAAUCAGACGAGUUCAAAACUCACGAGAUGAGAACUUGCAGGAGUCAGCAACUACACUUACGAAUGAACGUCGUAUGCCCAGCGUCGUUAGCUAAUAGAUUACCUGGUAACUUUGUGUGGGAAUUACGCAGCCCACGACGUAUAUUUAUGGUGGAAGAUGUAUAGUAAAUUGAAACAUAAGUUGAGGUCAUUAACUAAACGUUCAGGAUGCACGCAGUUGCACGUUAUUAAUUCGACAAAGUACUCUAAAAUGUAACAAAAAUAUCCUGAGUUUCUUGACAGAUUGUUUGAAUGGUUAUUCAUAAAUUGAAUUCGCUAAAAUUACCUUGUAUUAUUAACUCCCUUCAAUUUUUUUUCAUUUUUUGUACCGUGAUAACUAUUGCAUUAAUAAACAUUGACCCACAGCUGCAAAGAAAAAGCUAAACCUGAUUUCAUAUCUUAUAUCCCUAAUGAGUUUAUGCUCUUAAUUCUCACUUUUUCAGAUCAUCCUAAAUUUUAUUCUGUUUUAACAUUCAUAAUUUGCGUACUUCC